AUGCGGUCCCCUGUGCCACGGCCAAAGGUGACGUGCGAGCCGUACAAGCAGCAGUUCCACUUCAUCCACGCCGAGGCGCCGUUGCCACAUGAUGGCCACCGGGCUGGCGGCGGCGGCGACGACGACCGGGCCAUUACAGUAGCGUCGGCGCCGAACGAAGAGCGCCUGCGCGGUGUCCUUGCCGAGGUACCAGCCACGGCACGUUGCGACCUAGCAAGCAAGACUCCUCACGAGAAAGCGGCCGGCCACAGGCAGCGGCGUGGUUGCUCGGCCCGGCACCGGAGGAAGAGGAGCAUCAAGCAAGGCCGGCAUGACGACUGGUGGCUCGCGGCGCUCUCAGCAGCGAGCCCAGUGACGAUGAUGGAGAUGGCCGGGGGGCUCGCUGCUGAGAGCGCCGACGCCUUCGACCAGUUCCUGCGGUACUACCUGCCGGACGGGCCUCGCCUGCCGGCGCACCGGUCGUCCGGGGCUUUCCCCCCGCUCGAGGCCGGCACCUGCGCGCUCGGCGUGCUGACCCUCGGCCGCACCGUCGGCGACCCGGGCCUCCAGCGGCACAGCGUGAGCCUGUGCGGCGACGCGCUCGGCUUCGCGCGGCGGCUGAUCGCCCGGACGACGCUGGACAACGGAAACUGGCUCCCGGUCUUGGAGACGGUCACCCUGCUGUCCUUGUUUGAGGUGAGGGAGGUGACCUCAGAGGACGUUGAGUCAUGUCACUGGACUCGCCGCGUUGUCAAAGCUGGCUGGUCCAUCCGCCUUUCAGGAACCAGAGACUCACAACAUACUUCUACAUAUGCGAAGCGCCAUCUUAUACACCGCGGUGCUGGAGGAACGAAGCAAGUUUUCUCGCGGACCCGCGAUGACUGUCGGAGCCCUGGGCCUGUAUCCCCAAAGUUAAUAUCGCUCUUCCUGCCGACGCUGGCGGCGAACCAUUUCCUGAAGCGCAACAACGGCGAUGACGAGGAGGUCAUGGCGGCGUGCAGGCGGACGGCCAACACCUUUAUCGAGAGAGGCUUUCAGCGUUUCCGCAACUAUGCAUGA
This is a messenger RNA of Cordyceps fumosorosea ARSEF 2679, 1038 nucleotides long. RefSeq lists its product as hypothetical. Bases 1 to 1038 code for a protein of 345 amino acids. The record is from RefSeq and is a predicted model, not a curated record. The transcript has 4 exons. NCBI's taxonomy places the organism in Eukaryota, Fungi, Ascomycota, Sordariomycetes, Hypocreales, Cordycipitaceae.